AUGCAGAAAGUUCUUAAAAAUCCUGGAAAAUAAGGUCCUUAAUUUAAAUUAAAUUUAGGUCAAAACAAUGGCCCAAAUUAAAAUAUAAAUCGAAAUAGUAUUUAAUCUAUUGAAGAUCUUUUUGAAUAUAAUAAUGAAAAAAUAAUGAAUGAAAACAUUGGUAUUAAUAUAAAUGAAUCUAAAUUAUAACAUAUUACUUAAUUAGUACAUCAAAAAGUAGCAAAUAGAUAAAUUAAAAGAGUUGAUAUAUUAAUGGAAGAUUUAGAAGACUACUUUAGAAUCGGAAAAGAUAAUAAAGAAAAUCCACUAUUAAAUGCUAUUCAUUUAAACACAAGUAGAUUUUAAGAAAUAUUAUCUUCAAUUUGUGACAAAUUAAUGCCUAAAAGGACAACUCCAUAAACUGAGGAAGAAGAAAUCGAAAAUAUGAAAGAAAUAAUAAACUAACACCGUUUAAGUAAUUUAGAAGUAGAAUAAAAUCGAGACGAAAACACAUAUAAUAAAAUUCACCCAAAAAUAAUCCGAAAAUAUGAAUUAUUUAUAGUAAAAGGACCUAACUCUAAAAAUAAUCCCAUCCCCAUAAGAAAGCUUACUUCUGAUAUUAUAGGAUAACUAGUAACCAUAAAAGCUAUUGUAGUAAGAGUAUCUGAAGUAAAACCUUAAAUAUAGGUGGCCUGUUAUAUAUGUGAUACUUGUGGUGCUGAGUUAUACUAAAGUGUAGAUUUUAAAAAAUAUACGCCUUUGUCUUCUUGUUAAAGUGGAGUUUGUUUGACUAAUAGAACUAAAGGAAAAGUUCAAGUCAGUAUCCCUUCAAGUGUUUUUUGUAGUUAUUAAGAAAUUAGAGUAUAAGAAACUUCAGAUUAGGUACCAUAUGGGAAUAUUCCAAGAAGAUUUUUAAUUAUUUCUAAAGGAGAAAAUGUUAAUUAAUGCACUCCUGGAGAUCAAAUAGUUGUAUAAGGAAUUUACUUUUCAACUUAAAAAGAUAGAUUUAGAAAUACAGACCUUUUAGUAAUGGAUACAUAUAUAGAAGCUUAUUAAAUUAUAAAAGAAAAGAAAAGUUAUUCAGAUGAAAAUACAAGUAUAGAAAUAAUGUAAAGAAUCGAAAUAAUGCGCCAAACUAUGAAUUAGUAAUAGAUUUAUGAAAAUCUCGCUAAAUCAAUAGCACCAGAAAUAUAUGGAAUGUUAGAUGUUAAAAAAGCAUUACUUUUAUUAUUAAUCGGAGGAAGAUCGUUAGAAAAUAGCGAAGGUAUAAAAAUUAGAGGAAAUAUAAAUUUAGCUAUGAUCGGAGAUCCUGGUGUAGCUAAAAGUUAAUUAUUAAAACAUAUUGCUAAAAUAUCCCCUAGAGGAAUCUACACAACCGGAAAAGGUUCUAGUGGUGUUGGUUUAACCGCAUCUUUAAUAAAAGAUCCAGUAACUGGUGAUAUGAGUUUAGAAGCUGGUGCAUUAGUACUAGCUGAUACUGGAGUAUGUUGUAUAGAUGAAUUUGAUAAAAUGGAUGAAUAUGAUCGUACAUCAAUACAUGAAGUAAUGGAAUAAUAAACUGUUUCUAUCGCUAAGGCAGGAAUGGCCACUUCCUUGAAUGCCAGAACGUCUAUUUUAGCAGCUGCAAAUCCUUUAUAUGGUAGAUAUAAUCCUAAUUUAACUCCUCAUAAAAAUAUAAAUUUACCAGCAGCUCUUUUAUCAAGGUUUGAUCUUAUUUUUAUUUUACUUGAUAAAUGUACUGCAGAAGGUGAUAUGGAAAAGGCAAAUCAUAUUAUAUAUGUGCAUAAGUAUAAAUAAGCCCCUAAGUUGAAUUUUGAUGUAAUUGAUGUUUAAACUAUUAAAGCUUAUGUGGGAUUAGCGAAAUAAUACUAGCCGAUUUUAGGAAAAGAACUACAUUAAUUUUUAAUUGAAAAGUAUUUGGAAAAAAGAAAGGAUUAAAGUUAGUAAUAGGGAAAAAAUUAUACUACUCCAAGAACUCUCUUGGGAAUUAUUAGAUUGGCAUAAGCUUUAGCUAAAUUAAGGUUCUCAGAUUUAGUAAACUAAGAUGAUGUCAAUGAAGCCUUGAGAUUAAUGGAAGAAUCUUAAAAAUCAGUAGAGGAAACUUAAGAUGAUAAAUAAAUUGAAUAAAAGAAAAAUGAUUUUAAAUCUUCUAUUUAUAAUUAUAUUUAAACUUAGUGUAAAUGUAAAAAUAAUAGAGUAAAUAUGAGUGAUUUGGAAAGAUAACUUAAUCAUAAAGGAUUUACGGCUGAAUAAAUUUAAAAAACUAUAGAUUAUUAUCAAGGGAUAAAUGUAUUAAUGUAAUCGGAAGAUGGAAAAAUAGUUAGUAUUGUAGAUAAUUUAUGAAAAAUUAUUUAUUAAUUUAAAAUAAAUUUAUAUAUAUUUUUUUUUAUUAUAAUUAUUUUUAAUUCAUAUUUUUAUAUAUAUAUAUAUAUAUAUUAUAUAAAU
Ichthyophthirius multifiliis is the source of this 2424-nucleotide messenger RNA. RefSeq lists its product as hypothetical. The record is from RefSeq and is a predicted model, not a curated record. Gene Ontology annotation, biological process: DNA strand elongation involved in DNA replication; DNA replication; DNA replication initiation. Gene Ontology annotation, molecular function: single-stranded DNA helicase activity; ATP hydrolysis activity; ATP binding. Gene Ontology annotation, cellular component: MCM complex; nucleus. NCBI's taxonomy places the organism in Eukaryota, Ciliophora, Oligohymenophorea, Hymenostomatida. The transcript has 7 exons.